GCGGCGCACCCGUCCCGACCGGAAGCCGCACGUGGGGGCGCGGGCGGCACGUGGCGCCCGGUGCUCCCGCCCCGCUCCCGGGCAUGGAGCGGCGGCGCGCGCCCGCCACGCCCCCCCGGUACGGGCGGCGCCGCUUCUGGGACGCGCUGUACCAGCGGGAGGGCGCCGAGACCCGCGAGUGGCUGGGGGGGCUCUCUCGGUUUCUCCCUCAGCUGGAGCCCGAGCUGCGCCCCGGUGACCGCAUCCUCGUCCUCGGCUGUGGCAACAGCGCCCUGAGCCACGACCUGCACGAGCUGGGCUACACGGACGUCACCAGCAUCGACUUCUCCCCCGCCUGCAUCGCGGCCAUGCGCGCCCGCUACGCCCGCUGCCCCGGCCUGCGCUGGGCCGUCAUGGACAUCCGCGCCCUCGCCUUCCCCGACGCCUCCUUCGACGUGGUGCUGGAGAAGGGCACCCUUGACGUGCUCAUGGUGGAGGAGACCGACCCCUGGCACGUCUCGCCCCAGGCAGCCGCCUCCAUGCGCCGGGUGCUGGCAGAGGUGAGCCGGGUACUGCGCCCAGGGGGCUGCUUCAUCUCCAUCACCUUCGCCCAGCCCCACUUCCGCAAGCCCCACUAUGCCCAGGAGGCCUUCGGCUGGUCCCUGCGCCACGCCGCCUGCGGGGACGGGGACGCCGCUGCCUUCCACUACUUCCUGUACGUCAUGCGCAAGGGGCAGCCCCUGGACCCCCGGGACGCGGCCCUGGGGCGCCGGCUGCACCAGCCCCCCCCGCCCCCCGCCCCGCCCCCGCCCCCCGCCCCCCCGGACGACGACGAGGACUAUCUCCUUGCCAUCCAGCUGUGACCCAGGGGGCUUUCCCCACCUCCCUCCACCCAAUAAAGCCUUAAGAUGCUCCGUCCUCACAGGUGGACGAC
This is a messenger RNA of Oenanthe melanoleuca, 913 nucleotides long. It is a transcript of the gene EEF1AKMT4, whose product is annotated as EEF1A lysine methyltransferase 4. The coding region runs from base 84 to 842 and encodes 252 amino acids. NCBI's taxonomy places the organism in Eukaryota, Metazoa, Chordata, Aves, Passeriformes, Muscicapidae. The record is from RefSeq and is a predicted model, not a curated record. The transcript is spliced from 3 exons. Gene Ontology annotation, molecular function: S-adenosylmethionine-dependent methyltransferase activity.